This is a messenger RNA of Ruditapes philippinarum (Manila clam), 4877 nucleotides long. Its product is annotated as sushi, von Willebrand factor type A, EGF and pentraxin domain-containing protein 1-like. Gene Ontology annotation, molecular function: protein binding. The record is from RefSeq and is a predicted model, not a curated record. NCBI's taxonomy places the organism in Eukaryota, Metazoa, Mollusca, Bivalvia, Venerida, Veneridae. The transcript is spliced from 29 exons. The coding region runs from base 190 to 4623 and encodes 1477 amino acids.
UUAUACAGUUUUAUAACAUUCAUAUCUGGAGGAAACACCUUAAAGUUAGGCAUAGGGUGAUUAUACUGUCAAUUAUGAAUAUCCGGUUUUCGUACGGGAAAAACAAACAUAUAAAAACUAUGCAGUGUACACACGGAGAGUAACAGAAGGAAUCGAAAGUUAAAUGGUGGAGUAAGGAAAACAUUCAAAAUGAUAAUCUGUAAAAACUGGGCAAUUGUCUUGCUUUUGUUAUUGAUAAUUUACUUGGACGAGGCAGGGGCAUACAGGAAGAGGACAGGCAGAAAAUCAAAAUGCGCAAAACCGAAAGAGGUGCAACAUGCAGUACUGAGAGAGAAAUACGCCAAUAAAGAAAAGUUUAAAGAAGGAGAUAAAGUAGAGUAUGAUUGUGAGCUUGGAUACACGAUAGAAGGUACAACAAGGGAAAGGUGGUGCAGAAAUACUAUUUGGACGGAAGUUCGCUUUACAUGCAAUCAAAUAACAUGUUCUUGGGUACCGCAUCCCGAUAACGGACGGCAUCUUGAUACCACUUACGCUGUAGGAGAUGUAAUGAAAUUUGAGUGUAACACCGGUUAUAAGUUAAAAGGGCGUGACAAAAUCCUGUGCAGGAUAGAUGGUCAAUGGAGUCCGCCACAGGGACCUACAUGUGACCCAAUACUAUGUCCAACUCUACCUGAGAUACAGCAUGGCAGUAUAUUCCAAGAUACAAGUGAUGGCCUUGCAAAUAACUAUGAAAGCGUUGCUGAAUACACCUGCGAUCGGCACUAUUACCUGAACGGCAAUACACAACUUAAAACAGUUAAAAGAACGUGUCAGUCUGAUGGAAAAUGGAGUGGCAAAGAACCAAUUUGUGAAGUGCCAAAAUGCAAUUUGAUAGAGGAUUUUUAUGGAGGUAGUGUAGAAUACUUUGGCAAAAGGGAUCUCUACUCGCAAGCAUUUUACAGUUGUGACGAAAAUUACUCUAUGAUACCAAGCAAUGUUCAGCAUUCUACGUGUGAAAAUAAUCUACGAUGGGAACCCCCACCUCCAAAGUGCUUCAAAAAAGUCGACAGAGAUGUUCCAAAUAAUGGGACUUUGAGGGGACGGAAACGAGGCAAAGUCUUGCACAAUGAAUCAUACAGGAUCUGCUGCAACAAAGGCUUUGAAGUUGAAAGAGAUGGCAUUGUACCAGUUUACAAGGACUCAUGUACAAAUACCCGGAACAACAAUGGCACACUGGAGCCGAGGGUGGAAUGUGUAGAAGAACGGUGUAACCCAAUCGACUUAGAUAAUGCUGAUGCAGAAUACGAAAACAAAACUAAAGUAGAUCAAACUACAAAAAUCAAAAGUGGAACAUAUAUUUAUGUCUCCUGUUGGCAUGGUUUUGCAUUUUACGAUGACAACGGCCAAGCUCUUGAAACUUCACAGAAAUUACAGUGUAUAAAGGGAACGAUUGAAGAUGCUCCGAAAUGCCAAGAAGGACGAUGUGAUCCAAACGACUUGGACAAGGCUUAUGCAGAAUAUGAAAACAAAACCAAAGUAGAACUGUCAACAAAAAUCCAGAGUAGAACAAAUAUUAAUAUUUUCUGUCAACAUGGUUUUGCGUUUUACGAUGAAAACGGCCAAGGUACAGAAACUUCGCAGAAAAGGCAGUGUAUAAUGGGAACGAUUGUAGAUGCUCCGAAAUGCCAAGAAGCCAAAUGUUCGCUCGUUGGAUAUCCGACCAACCCAGACACUUACUACUAUAAUCACGUUUUGAGGGCAACAAUUCAAGCUAAAGUUGAUUAUAUUAAUUCAAGACAUCAAAUUGAGGUGCGUUGUAACAAUACAAAGCAAUACGAAUUGUAUGCUAAGGAUUCAAAGAAAUACAUUAGAAGAUUUAUGGCCAGAUGUGAAAAAGGAAAGUUUAAGAAGGCAAAAAACCAGUUCCCAGUGUGUUUUGAAAGAAGAUGUGUUUUCGAGCCAUCAAAGGUACAAGGAGCAUGCUUUGUAAUAGAUGAUGAAAGAAAUUGUGAACGUAAACAAAUUAAAUUACGUAGUAGAUCUUCCAUACAUAUACAAUGUGAAAAGGGAUACACGUUGUUUGUGUCAGGGAAAGAAGUAAAAGAUCGGGGGGAAAUAACCUGCGUUAAAGGAAGCUAUCCUGAUUUCAAUUGUACUGCAAAUGACUGUACAGCUCCAGAAGUUAAUAACACAGAGUCACUGUCUGAAAUUGUUUUUAAACAUGAAGAAAAGGUUACAUAUAAGUGCAAAGAAGGGUAUUGGUUCAGUAAGAGUAAAUUAGAAAAACAAGAAGUACUUUCUUUUGAGAGUAAAUGCCAUCUCGGUAAUUGGACAACCCAUAUUCCAGAAUCAUGUGAACCAGUUGCUUGCUAUCUUAAAGUACUUGCCGGGAACGAGUACAGCAUUUAUGGCACCGAGAACGUUAUCGUAAACGAUUCUUUCCAAGAUAACGGUACAAGUAUUGGUGUAAGAUGCAAGGACGGAUUUGACUUAUAUGAUGAUGCAGACACAUUGAUUAAAAAUACAACCUUUGUACCUGAAGUCACAUGCCAUGUUGGAAAAUGGUCAAAUAUACACUGGUGCAAAAAACGAUGUAACAUACCGACCAGAUUAAAUAUCCAGUUCAGCAAAGAUGGAGAAAACCUUACUAUAAAUGACACAAUUAAACAUAUGGAAAGUGUAAAUAUUAUCUGUACCGGCGAACAUCGAAUCUCCAGUUCAAUCAUUAAAUGUGUAAAUGGUAUAUUUGAUCCAUAUGGCGACUGUACCUCUGACAAUGAUUCCAAAUCACACAUAUCUACGUCAACUUUGUCUACAGCUUCCACGAAUAAUAUAAACACUCAACAACAAAAUGAAAAUGAGGCUCCCGAUGAUAACCUUACUGAAAUGGAAGAUUAUAGCGAUGGAAUUGAAGAUCACAGCAACAGUUCAGAAGGAUGCAAACUUUCUGACGACGAACGAUACACGUAUUGGAACACGAACGGAGAUGAAAUCAAACCGGGAGAUAAUAUUGUUGCUGGGGACAUAUUGACGGUGAAAUGCAGAUUCAUUGACAUGUACACAUUCAUGACGUAUGACUACGAUUACUACAAUGAUACUGAUACGACUGCUGAUAAUAUACCAAAUUCUGAUGAUAUAACAAUUUUUUGCAAGAAUGAUCAUUCAAUGACAAAAAUAACAAAAGAAUGUUAUGAUGCGACGAAAGAUAAAAGCUGUCUGCAGAUUGAUAACGGAAAUGUAAUUAUAUCAAACAGCUACUACGUUGUGUCCUGUGAUAAGGGAUUCUCAUUAGAUAUUUUUGAGCCAGAGGAAAAAAGGAGCAAUUGUAUUGACGGUAAAUUAAAAAGUGUAAUCGGAGGUCAGGAACCAGAAUGUAUACCAGAUCGUUGUAAAGUACCAUAUGACUAUGACACACUCCUGUCAAUAUCUGACAGAUCUCAUGUUAGUCUCUCUGGAGGCUCUGUUGUUGCGGUGGGGGACUUUGUUUACUUCAACUGUUCAAAGACAGGAAAUGAUAUGCACGAACCUGUAAACAGAAGAUUCAAGUGUAUAAACGGCCAGUGGAUUGAGGAUGAACGAGAUAAAUCAUGGAAGUUUGGAAAUAACGGGACUUUCCCGAAAUGUAGAAAAACAAUGUGUGAACCGGAGUGUGAAAAUGGAGGUGUUUGUGUGAGGGAUGGUGAAUGUAAAUGCAAGCAUUUUACAUCAGGAAAACAUUGUGAAAACGUUCUAUGUGAUGAUAAAUGCAAAUCUAAUAACGGUGAAUGCGUUGGUCCUGGCAAAUGUAGAUGCCCGGAGGGGAAAUUCGGAACUAACUGUGAACAUAGUUCCUGUAGACUUCCUGAAAUUGAAAAUAUGGCAAAGUUAAACACUCCAAGAACUUAUUAUGAUAUUGGCGAAACAGUUCGCGGUUUCACGUGUAGUCCUGGAUAUUUUUUAUCAUCCGAUAAGGGAAUGACAUGCCAGAAUAAUGGAACAUGGUCCGAUGUUAUAACGUGUGUAAAAGGUAUAAGAUAUCUAAUCAGUGCGAAAACAGGAACACGUCCGGGUGCUGGUACAAAUGCUAAUGUAUACAUCACUUUGUCCGGAUCUGGAGGAAGUACAAGAAUAAUAGACUUUAAGGGAGGCUUUGAAUCUGGCGAUGUCGAUGAGAUAAGAGAAUUGGCUAAAGACAUACGUCCCAUACAUAAAGUACAGAUUGGACAUGAUGGUGGAAGCUGGCAUGAUAUAUUAUUAUCUGAUUGGGACCUGGAAUAUGUAUCAAUUUAUGUUGAAAAUAUGGAAGAGUUUUAUGUUUUUAGAAAUAAUCGGAAACAAUGGGUGGAGAAAGACAAUGUUCUGACUUUGUACAGGGAAGGAAAUAAAGCAUGCAUCAACUCGUUUGAUAAUGGACAUUUGUGGUAUCUUGACUGGGAGGAGCAGCAGCAUAUACCAAUUGGGAACAUGUCGCUUCGAACAUGUAAACAAACAUGCGUUAACUGGAAGGAUGAAGCAACACACGAAAAAUGUCUAUCAGUGUAUUAUGAUCAUCUCCAUACAGCAUGCUAUGGUUUCACCUUUUCCGACAGAUUCGAUCCCAUGGUAGAUAGGGAUUGGCGUGGAAAAGUAUAUUUAAGAACAUGUAAAAAUAACAACACAGUCUAAAGGAAAAAAAUAGAUAGAGUUCAAUCAGAUAAUUGUACUGAUUGAUAUUAAUGUUAAUGUUCAAUAACUGAUAUCAAUAUAUUUUCUAUUACUGUUAAUGUUAUAAAAAUGACACUACAGAGGGUUAUAUCCCCGGGAGAUGCUUUGGUAAUUUAGCGCGGAGGAAGGUAGUCUAGUACUGGUGUUACUCUCCAGGAACGAUACCCGCCUAUAUGACUGAAAUACUGUUGAGAAAAGACGUAAAAUAAAACAAA